This is a messenger RNA of Lontra canadensis (Northern American river otter), 4067 nucleotides long. RefSeq names its product glutamic--pyruvic transaminase 2 (gene GPT2). The coding region runs from base 122 to 1693 and encodes 523 amino acids. Lineage: Eukaryota; Metazoa; Chordata; Mammalia; Carnivora; Mustelidae. Gene Ontology annotation, biological process: biosynthetic process. The transcript is spliced from 12 exons. The record is from RefSeq and is a predicted model, not a curated record. Gene Ontology annotation, molecular function: L-alanine:2-oxoglutarate transaminase activity; pyridoxal phosphate binding.
CUGAAAUGCGGCUGCUGGCGCCGAAGCCCGGGGCCGGUUUCAGGCGCGCGCGGUAGCUGGGCGCAGCUAGGGGUGGCCAGGCGGCGGCAGCAGUGUCAAGGUUCUCCUGGGCGGGCGCGCGAUGCAGCGGGCAGCGGCACUGGUCCGGCGGGGCUGCUGCCCCCGGACCCCGGGCCCGUGGAGUCGUAGUCAGAGCAGCGCGGCCGCCGAGGCCUCGGCAGUGCUCAAGGUGCGGCCCGAGCGGAGCCGGCGCGAGCGCAUCCUUACGCUUGAGUCCAUGAACCCGCAGGUGAAGGCUGUGGAGUAUGCGGUGCGGGGACCCAUCGUGCUCAAGGCCGGCGAGAUCGAGCUCGAGCUGCAGCGGGGUAUCAAAAAACCAUUCACUGAAGUUAUCCGUGCCAACAUCGGGGACGCCCAGGCCAUGGGCCAGCAGCCAAUAACCUUCCUCCGACAGGUGAUGGCACUGUGCACCUACCCAAACCUGUUGGACAGCCCCAGCUUCCCAGAAGAUGCUAAGAAGCGAGCCCGGCGGAUCCUACAGGCUUGUGGCGGGAACAGCCUGGGGUCUUACAGUGCUAGCCAGGGCGUCAAUUGCAUCCGUGAAGACGUGGCUGCCUACAUCACCAGGAGAGAUGGCGGUGUGCCUGCAGACCCGGACAACAUUUACCUGACCACAGGAGCCAGUGAUGGCAUUUCUACAAUCCUGAAGAUCCUGGUGUCUGGGGGUGGCAAGUCACGGACCGGUGUGAUGAUCCCCAUCCCACAGUACCCCCUUUACUCGGCCGUCAUCUCUGAGCUCGAUGCCAUCCAGGUGAACUAUUAUCUGGAUGAGGAGAACUGCUGGGCCCUAAAUGUGAAUGAGCUCCGGCGGGCUGUGCAGGAGGCCAAAGACCACUGUGACCCCAAGGUGCUGUGUAUCAUCAACCCUGGGAACCCCACAGGUCAGGUACAAAGCAGAAAGUGCAUAGAAGAUGUGAUUCACUUUGCCUGGGAAGAGAAGCUCUUUCUCCUGGCUGACGAGGUGUACCAGGACAACGUGUACUCUCCAGACUGCAGAUUCCACUCCUUUAAGAAGGUGCUUUACGAGAUGGGGCCCGAGUACUCCAGCAACGUGGAGCUUGCAUCCUUCCACUCUACCUCCAAGGGCUACAUGGGCGAGUGUGGCUACAGAGGAGGCUACAUGGAGGUGAUCAACCUGCAUCCUGAGAUCAAAGGCCAGCUGGUGAAGCUGCUCUCCGUGCGGCUGUGCCCGCCAGUGUCCGGGCAGGCUGCCAUGGACAUCGUCGUGAACCCCCCAGUGCCUGGAGAAGAAUCCUUCGAGCAGUUCCACAGGGAGAAAGAGUCUGUGCUGGGUAAUCUGGCCAAAAAGGCUAAGCUGACGGAAGACCUGUUUAACCAAGUCCCGGGAAUUCAUUGCAACCCCUUGCAGGGAGCUAUGUACGCCUUUCCUCAGAUCUUCAUCCCCAGCAAAGCCGUGGAGGCAGCUCAGGCCCAUAAAAUGGCCCCCGACAUGUUCUACUGUAUGAAGCUCCUGGAGGAGACCGGCAUCUGUGUCGUACCUGGCAGCGGCUUCGGGCAGAGGGAAGGCACCUACCACUUCAGAAUGACCAUCCUCCCUCCGGUGGAGAAGCUGAAGACGGUUCUACAGAAGGUGAAGGACUUCCACAUAAAGUUCCUAGAGAAGUAUGCAUGAGGACUGCUUGGGCCCAAAGGGAGACCCGCUAGUCAGGCCUUCCCCGUGAUGCCCACCCACUCCAGACUGAACUUGCCUUCCCUGGCGACUCUGCCUCAGGCCUCACAAAGGUCACUGGUCGCUUUCAUUGUCAUUCUGCCCCAAGAGACUUCUUUCUUUGUGCCUUGAUGUUGGGAGCACUUCUCUUCUGAGCAGUGUGAUUGGGGAUAUCUCACAAGUCCUGUUUUUUUGAAGCAGCCAAAGUAGAGGGGACUUGCUCAGCACAUGUGGCCGGCGUUCUCUGAAUCCGUUGUUGUUCUUCUGGAAAGGUCAUUGGAGUUUAAAACAACCAGGGUAUGUUGGGCGAGAGAUGUUUCGGAUCUGAAGAAACAAGGUGUGGGGAAUGUAUGACAAUCAUGGCGAGGACUGGAAAUCCUAAACUCACCACCGUGAUCUGUGAAAUAAAACCCUUAGUGGUGUGAAAAUCUAGUUCUUCAAACAGGAGAGGCUGGAAGUCCACUGGAGGCUCAGAAAGGGCCCACCAUUCUGGCCUGCAGGCAGGUGGCCUGUCUCUCAGACAAGAAUGGUGAAAGUAGGAGCAGGCUGGUUACACUGGGUGCCAGAAUAGGUUGUGACAGGUACUGGGGGCUACGGCCAAGGUUGACGGGUCCUGCAGGGGAAGAGUGGGUGUGAGCCAGGCUCCCAGUUGAGCCAGGUCUCCCCUUGGGAGCACACAGCAGGUAGUGAGGACUCUGCACAGAGAGCAGCAGGUAGUGAGGGCUUUGAGGGUGAAGCAGGCUUAGGCUGGGACCCCCAUCUGACAGUUCUCCCUGGACUUUGGGGAUGCAGUGUACAGCCCAGCAAUAUCCCCGUCGGGUGACAGAUCUGUCUGCUGUUGUGUGGAUGCAUCCUGCUGCUAGCCGGAAGCCAGUCUCUACCAAGGGCUCCCUUGAGCCUUUACACACAUCGCCCCCUGUUGGUGACAGCGGGGACAAGGAAACACUAAAACUCCAGAUGAGGGAGGGGCAUCCUCAAGGACUUGAACACAGUCAAGCCCUCGCCACCAGUCCCCUCCUGUAGUGUCUGUUGUUUCAAACUGAAUUCAGCCCAUUUCCUAGCUCACAAUUGGCCAAAGUGCCUGGUAGCUUGGCUGCUGUGGACAAGUACAUGUCAUUGAAUUGGAAGUUUAUCAAACUAUUUUAACUUAAUGCCAAGUGUUUUGCCUCCACGUUUGCUGCUGGCUCCCCUCCCAGACUCUGCAUACUCUCCUGGGGCAUCAGUCCUUUCUCCAGCCAGGGGAGUCCUUUCUCCACCAAGCCUGCCACUUCCGUGGCAUUAGCAGAGCUGGGUGGGGCGCUGACCUGCACUCCCCAAAUGUCGGGGCUCUGGGAACAGCAGGCUUCUCUGAGAGCCCCUUCCCUUAGGGCCCCCUCCUACCAGUGGCCUUCCCCAGUAGGCAGUGAGGGAAGCCAAAGCCAGCUCAGGAGCCUGGGGACCCACAAAGUCCCAAACGAAUCCAAGGCACCAGAGACACGAAUAUGAAGAGGCAUGAGCUUUGAAGGCAGCCUCCUACGCUGAAAUUUCUGUGCUGGGCCCAUGCAGGGGAAGGCAUUAGGAAACUGCAAACUGUCCCUACUUGCUAGCAUUAUAGUCCCUGUGAAGAAAGUAGCCACAGUCCCAAGUAACAAAGGGAAUGUUUUGGAACUUUUCCUUCCUUAAAAAUUGAGAAAAUUGCACUUGUGCGUGUUGGAUGGUACAUAAAAGCAGAAUGUGCCCCAGAGUUGUGAGGUUUCUGGUGGAGAGGUUACAUAGUAGAAGCUAGUCUAUUUUUUAUAUUUUUGUAACAACUGCUUUUUUCAUGGGGGGACAAGGGGGCUAGUAUUUGUAGUCUUAACAAGUCCAGUAGUUUUUUUAUGAAUCUCUUCAGAUUAUAAAUAACACCUAAAAACUUUGCAACGUUUACAAGACUUUUUAAAAGACGCUGUAUGCACUUGGUUUGCUUUUAAAAUAAAUAAAUAAAAACGUAAGAAGGUCAGCUGGCUUAGGAGGUUAACUUCAUCCAGGGGAGGAAUGCUGAUCGUGAUAUAUUGGGUACCGCCAAAGAAAGUCAUUUGUCAUUUGGGGUCGCACUUUAAAUCUAUACCUGCAGAGUUUCAUUGUUCACCUAGAUCCACACAUGGGGGAUGCGGGACUGUACCUUGAGUGGCCCAUCACCUCGUACCUUGAGACCCAGCUGGUGGUUGUCCCAGUGUUAUGUGGUUUUGCAGGAAGAGCUGACAGGCCUGCCUGUCCCUGUUCUCUGACUUAGAUUCCCAUAGGCAUCUCCUGACAAAGGUACUUAAUGCUAGCUCUGCUGGAAAUUUCUAUACAAUAAAGUACAUGUCCAAAAUGGUGA